Lontra canadensis (Northern American river otter) is the source of this 2152-nucleotide messenger RNA. It is a transcript of the gene PKLR, whose product is annotated as pyruvate kinase L/R. The coding region runs from base 36 to 1844 and encodes 602 amino acids. The record is from RefSeq and is a predicted model, not a curated record. Gene Ontology annotation, biological process: glycolytic process; cellular response to insulin stimulus. The transcript has 12 exons. Gene Ontology annotation, cellular component: cytoplasm. Lineage: Eukaryota; Metazoa; Chordata; Mammalia; Carnivora; Mustelidae. Gene Ontology annotation, molecular function: pyruvate kinase activity; potassium ion binding; magnesium ion binding.
CUCCCCCUCUCUCCACAGCCUCUCGCUUUGUAAGCAUGUCCAGCCAGGAGAACAUACACGCCCAAGAGCUUUGCUCAAGGAUCUCUAAGUCCCAAAGGGACUUAGCAAAGUCCAUCCUGACCGGGGCUCCAGGAGGACUGCUCCCUCAGCCCGGCGUGCCUCUCGCAGCCCGACAGCGUGCAGCAGACCCCCAGGGACAGGGGCUCAGGGCCAUGGAGGGGCCAGCGGGGUACCUGCGGCGGGCCAGCGUGGCCCAGCUGACCCAGGAGCUGGGCACGGCCUUCUUCCAGCAGCAGCAGCUGUCGGCCGCGAUGGCAGACACCUUUCUCGAGCACCUUUGCCUGCUGGACAUCGACUCGGAGCCCGUGACGGCCCGCAGCACGAGCAUCAUUGCCACCAUCGGGCCGGCCUCGCACUCGGUGGAGCGCCUCAAGGAAAUGAUCAAGGCCGGGAUGAACAUCGCGCGCCUCAACUUCUCGCACGGCUCCCACGAGUACCACGCUCAGUCCAUGGCCAACAUCCGGGAGGCGGUGGAGAGCUUUGCGACUUCUCCGCUUGGCUACCGGCCGGUGGCCAUCGCCCUGGACACCAAGGGACCAGAAAUACGCACCGGCGUCCUGCUGGGGGGCCCGGAGGCCGAGGUGGAGCUAGUGAAGGGCUCCCGGGUGCUGGUGACGGUGGACCCGGCGUUCCGGACGCGGGGGGACGCGAACAUCGUGUGGGUGGACUACCCCAAUAUUGUCAAGGUCGUGUCGGUGGGGGGCCGCAUCUUCAUAGACGACGGGCUCAUCUCCCUCCAGGUCAAGAAAAUCGGUCCAGAUGGGCUGGAGACCCAGGUGGAGAGUGGAGGCCUCCUGGGCAGCCGGAAGGGUGUGAACUUGCCAGGUGCCCAGGUGGACUUGCCCGGGUUGUCUGAGCAGGAUGUUCUGGACCUCCGUUUUGGGGUGCAGCAUAACGUGGACAUCAUCUUUGCCUCCUUUGUGCGGAAAGCCAGUGACGUGGCUGCCAUCCGGGCUGCUCUGGGGCCCGAAGGACGCCACAUCAAGAUCAUUAGCAAAAUUGAGAACCACGAAGGCGUGAAGAAGUUUGAUGAAAUCCUGGAGGUGAGCGAUGGCAUCAUGGUGGCGCGGGGCGACCUGGGCAUCGAGAUCCCAGCCGAGAAGGUUUUCCUUGCCCAGAAGAUGAUGAUCGGACGGUGCAACUUGGCGGGCAAGCCGGUCGUCUGUGCCACACAGAUGCUGGAGAGCAUGAUCACCAAGCCGCGGCCCACCCGGGCAGAGACGAGUGACGUGGCCAACGCUGUGCUGGACGGAGCGGACUGCAUCAUGCUGUCGGGGGAGACCGCCAAGGGCCUAUUCCCAGUGGAUGCAGUGAAAAUGCAGCAUGCGAUAGCUCGGGAGGCAGAGGCUGCUGUGUAUCACCGGCAGCUGUUUGAGGAGCUGCGCCGGGCGGCACCCUUGAGCCGCGAUCCCACUGAGGUCACCGCCAUAGGUGCCGUGGAGGCCGCCUUCAAGUGCUGUGCGGCUGCUAUCGUCGUGCUGACUACGACUGGCCGCUCAGCACAGCUGCUGUCCCGGUACCGACCUCGGGCAGUGGUCAUUGCUGUCACCCGCUCUGCCCAGGCUGCCCGGCAGGCCCACCUGUGCCGGGGGGUGUUUCCCUUGCUCUACAGUGACCCUCCGGAGACCAUCUGGGCGGACGAUGUGGAUCGCCGGGUCCAGUUUGGCAUUGAAAGUGGAAAGCUCCGUGGCUUCCUGCGCGUGGGGGACCUGGUGAUCGUGGUGACAGGCUGGCGACCUGGGUCUGGCUACACCAACAUCAUGCGAGUUCUGAGCGUACCCUGAGAUGCCCCACGAGCCAGCCCCCUCCCCCCACAGACCCCCUGCCCAGGCCACACUUGCUCCCCUCCCCUUCACGCAGGCCCUGGAGGGCUGUGUCCAGAGCAGCACAGGACAUAUGGCAGCACCAGCCCCUGCGCCCCACGCUCUCAGCUGGGCCCUAAGAUGCUCUGAUCCCUAAUCCUAGCUUAGCUGGUUAAUUCGAUUCCCCUGGGCUUCCUGUACCCAGGGGGUGUGGGGCAAGGGGCACAGGGCAGUCCCCACAAGAUCACUAUCGUGCAUUCUGAUAUUCUCUGAUGUGGCCCCCACGAUGA